Adineta ricciae is the source of this 327-nucleotide messenger RNA. The record is from the annotation of a GenBank genome assembly. NCBI's taxonomy places the organism in Eukaryota, Metazoa, Rotifera, Eurotatoria, Adinetida, Adinetidae.
AUGACUUCUUCCCCUAAUUUGUAUAAUGAUGAUAACGAACUGGACGAAGAAUUCCAGAAACUAGCAUCACUCGUUCCAACGAUUCCGAAAAACGAAUGUUUAACCGAAUUAGAAUUUCUCGAAUUUGUUAUUGCGUAUAUUCAACAACUGCAGCAACUACUCUCUCAUGAUCAAUGGAACGAAUGUCUUGCUCAUUUGACAACCUCGAUGAAAAAUUCUUUUCUUUCAUCUUCAACGAAUGUGAAACUCUUCAUCAAAAAUGAUAAAUAUUCGCAUCGAAAUCCAUUAUCAACAAUUAAUCUUGAUACGAAUAUUCCUUAUCAUUAA